Molecule: messenger RNA, 1569 nt
Organism: Culicoides brevitarsis
Lineage: Eukaryota; Metazoa; Arthropoda; Insecta; Diptera; Ceratopogonidae
Product: ATP-sensitive inward rectifier potassium channel 1-like
Exons: 4
Coding region: 57-1385 (442 amino acids)
Biological process (GO): potassium ion import across plasma membrane; regulation of monoatomic ion transmembrane transport
Cellular component (GO): plasma membrane
Molecular function (GO): inward rectifier potassium channel activity
Source: RefSeq, a predicted model, not a curated record
AAAAAAAUAUUUUUUGUGAUUUUUUCUUAAACUGUGCCUAAAACAGUGAGAAGGUCAUGUCUGAAAAUGACGAAAAAUCGCGAAUUUUGCUUAAAUCUGGAUUACGCAACGUGAGAGAAAGAAAAGUGCCGAACAGGUCACUGAAAUUUCUGAAGGAUUUUGUGCAUACUUUGAUUGAGAUGUCAUGGCUUAAGACGAUGUUUAUCUUUGUUUCCGCAUACUUUGCGAGUUGGACAUUUUUCGCUGUUCUCUGGUACUUAAUUGCUUGGGCGCACAACGACAUGGAAUUCGAUGAAAUUACCGGCGAGCGAUUACACGACGGCAGAGAAGCUUGUUUAACUGGCGGCGAUACUUUUCACGGAGUUUUCAUGUUAAGCAUGGAAUCGCAAGUCUCAACUGGUUACGGAGAGCAUUAUCCGAACGAGGAAUGUCAUGAAGCCAUUUUUCUCUUGAUCGUUCAACUCGUAACUGGCGUCCUGCUCGACGGAUGCAUGGUUGGAAUUUUUUACCAAAAAAUGAUUCGUCCCACGAAAAACACAAAAGCAGCUCGUUUCAGCAAAAAUGCCGUAAUUUGUCAACGCGACGGUAAAUUAUGUCUCAUUUUUCGUCUCGUCGAUCAUCGGCAGCAUCACGGCAUCAAAACCAAAGUAAAAGCAUUUAUUUUUCGCGAAAAAGUAUCUCUCGAAGGCGAAUCUUUGGGACAAUGUCAGGCACGUUUAAAACUCGUAUCGAACGGAAAACUCUUCCUUUUGUGGCCCGAAACCGUUUGUCACUUUAUCGAUCGAAAAAGCCCACUUUACCAUUAUUCAGCAAAAAGUCUUCUGAACUCCUCAUUCGAAAUUUGCGUUUCUCUCACCGGUGACUCACGUAAAACGGGCCAAACGGUUCAAGCAAGAACUUCAUAUUUGUCUUCGGAAAUUCUCUGGGGUCAGCGUUUCACGAAUAUCAUCGACUACGAUCACGAAUUCGACGAAUAUGUCGCGGAUUACGAGAGAUUUGACGAAACGGUGCCCGUUGAAAUGCCGCUUUGCAGUGCCAAACGCCUCGAUGAGCUGGAAAAAGAUAUGAAUUACACGCGAGAAUUGGCGGCAUUGCGAAAUUUUGAAAUAAAAGACAAUCAAAAGGACUUUUCGGAUGACGAGGAGGACGACGAUGACUUGGAAGAUUUGGAAGAAACGCGAUUCGAGAUGAAUCGACGCAUUACGAGGACCACAAGUGUCGUCCAAAAUUACCAAGGAAGUGACGAAACGGUCGAUCGAUAUCAUUACAAGACGAAAAGUUUGACGGACAUCGAACGAGAACGAAUUAUCGCAGCGAAGGAAAAUUCGCGACGCCUGAGAAAAUAUCAACCAAGCCUUCAAACGAUGGAACUCGAUUACGAUUAAAUUUUUUUUUAAUAAUAAUGAAUUUAUUUGAUUCUCUUUUCACGUUUUUUCUCUGUUUUCUUUUUUUUUUACUGCGUAAAUAUGCAUUCUUAUUAACUUUUUCUUCAAUAACUAAUAUAAUUAUAUAAAAUACAAAACAAAUAUUACAUACAAAAAAAAUGUUGUUAAUUUUUAAAAAUCAAAA